AUGCUCCGAUCUCUAGCCAUCACGUUUUUAGCGAUCGCUGGUAUCGACGCCACAGACACUAACUGUUCGUGCGUUGAGGGCUACGUCUCCCGGCACAUGAACUGCCCCUUAUAUCCUUGGGAAUGUAUCAUCAUAGAGAAUGAAGAUACAAGAUGCGAGCACGUGGUCUGCAAGGAAGAUGAGCUUUGCGCCUACCUUUUCAUGGAUGUCUUCUGCGACAAGUGUCCUUGCUACGGCACACACAAUGCGACCUGUAUCCCCAAGACGGUGGAGUGCGACCCAGGCAGCAUUGUGAGGAAGCUCGGGAAUGAAACCGUCUGUCUGGAUUGCGCUUCGGCAGUGAGCGUGCUCACCGGUUAAAGACCGGCACUCA
Ixodes scapularis (black-legged tick) is the source of this 373-nucleotide messenger RNA. RefSeq lists its product as uncharacterized. The record is from RefSeq and is a predicted model, not a curated record. The transcript has 6 exons. Bases 1 to 360 code for a protein of 119 amino acids. Lineage: Eukaryota; Metazoa; Arthropoda; Arachnida; Ixodida; Ixodidae.